CCUAGGCAGCGACAUCUCUUUUUUCUCUUCUACUAUCCUCUCGGCAGCUGCCCCUCCGCCCCGUUCUUCUUCUCACCGCCCUAGGGUUUCUUACCCGUUCCUACGCCCCCUCUCUUGCCCCCUUUGGAUCCUCGAAUCGGCCUCCCGCAUCAAAAUCUCUGGAAGAUCUCCUCCUUUCCGGGGUUCUCCAAUCCCGAUUGCAUCCCUCCAACGCCGUUUCUUGCGGAUUUCUUGGCCAGAUCUGUUAUAGGGCUUUUGCACCGCCGAUGCCUUCAAAUAAAUCGGUUGGAGGGUCGUCGGACCACCACCGGCGGAUGCUUUCCAAGGAAGGGAACGACGAUGACCCCCCGUCGAGCGUUCUCUGGGUGGGGAACCUCUCGCCGGACACCAUCGAUCUCGAUGUCAUGACGGCCUUUUCCAAGUUCGGCGCAUUGGACUGCAACACGAUGCAUGGGGCCAGGAGCUACUCGUUCGUGUUCUUCCGGAGCAUUGAGGAUGCCAAGGCUGCGAAGGAUGCCCUCCAGGGUUCCACGCUUCACGGGAAUACCGUCAGGAUUGAGUUUGCCCGACCGGCAAAGGCGGUUAAGCAUUUAUGGAUUGGAGGAAUCAGUUCAUCUGUCACAAAGGAACAACUUGAGGACGAACUUUUGAAGUUUGGGAAGAUUGAAGAGUACAAAUUCCUCAGGGAUCGAAAUGCGGCACUUAUUGACUAUUACAAGACAGAAGAUGCCAUUGCUGCUCAGAAAAAUAUGAAUGGAAAGCGUUUAGGUGGUGAACAAUUAUGUGUAGAUUUUCAGAGAUCCCAGCCUCCUAGAAAGGAUUGGCCUGACUAUCGAGACUCAAGGAAUGGACACUUAGGCAAUCGGAGUUUGGGGCUGCAGGAACGAUCGCUGCCACCUGAUGCAAGAAGUUUCCAUGAUUCUUCCUAUCAUGGGCUUAAGAGGCAUAUGCCUCAUGGAGGACGAAGAGAUAACCAUCCUAGUAAUGUUCUCUGGAUUGGCUAUCCACCUUCAGUACAGAUGGAUGAGCAGAAGCUUCAUAAUGCCAUGAUUCUGUUUGGUGAGAUUGAAAGAAUCAAGUGCUUUCCCUCAAGGAACUACUCUUUUGUUGAAUUCAGAAGCAUUGAUGAAGCUAGGCGUGCCAAGGAAGGUCUCCAAGGGCGCCUUUUUAAUGACCCACGAAUACAGAUACUGUUUUCAAACAGUGAGCUUGCGCCUGGUAAGGAUAAUCCACCACCAUUUCCAGGGUUUAGAGGGCCUAGACCAGAGAUGUUCUUUAAUGAAGGACCUAUUGGACCUUUGGAAUUGUAUGGUCCUAGUCGUCCAAUGGCCCCAAAUAGUUUUUCGGGAUCCUUGCUUCAUAACAACAUGCCUGGAUCCAGUAUUUUAAUGAGGCCAUUUGGACCACAAGGAUUUGAUCCUCAUCAUGGAGGUCCAGAGUUCCAUGAUUUUGGUGGCACUGCUAUGCCUCCUACUUGGGGACGACGAUCUCCGUCUGCACCGGGUAUUCUUCCUUCGCCACCAGCCUUGCGCCCUCCUUUCCGACCCAUGCCUGGUUUACGGGAUGAAUUCGACAUUAGAGAUGUGAAGAGGUCCAGGACGGACGGUUCUUCGACUGAUAGUGCUUUCUUGCAUGCAAGGAGGGUGGAUGGCGAGGGUAUUGGAGAUCCCUUUGGGUUUUCUCAUCCCGACAGAGGUGCAUUCAGUCAAAGUCGUCUCAGUCCAGUUCUUCAUGGCCAUGGUGAACUUCAUCCUUCUCCUGAUAGUGACCAUUGUUGGCGUGGUAUUAUUGCCAAAGGUGGAACUCCCGUUUGCCAUGCUCGGUGCGUGGCAGUAGGAAAGGGCGUUGACUCUCCUUUGCCUGAAGUUGUUAACUGCUCAGCCAGAACGGGAUUGGAUAUGCUUACAAAGCACUAUGCUGAUGCUAUUGGCUUUGACAUUGUCUUCUUUUUGCCUGACAGUGAAGAGGAUUUUGCUUCUUACACUGAAUUUCUCCGUUACCUGGGCUUAAAAAGUCGUGCUGGGGUUGCAAAGCUUGAUGAUGGGACUACUCUAUUUUUGGUGCCUCCGUCAGAUUUUUUGACCAAGGUAUUGAAUAUUUCUGGUCCUGAGCGUCUAUAUGGUGUUGUUCUGAAAUUGCCACAGCAAUCAACUAAUGCUGUGGUACCACAACUGGCAAUUCCUCCGCCAUCCCAUUACAUUGAUCAGCAAGAGGCAUCUAGUUCACUGAAGGGUUAUCAGUUUGUUCCACAAAAUGAAGAGCAAGCUUCAAAAAUGGAUUAUAAUCGGUCAUUGUAUGAGGAGUCAAUGCAUCGUGCAGGUGUUGGGAAAUCACUUCUGACCCAUGCUGAUGAACCACGUGCCCUGCAACCAGCUUCCCUGGAUUAUGCUGGUAAUUCUGCUGCUGCUUCCCAGGUGGAGGUUUCCUUGACUCCUGAACUAAUAGCUACUUUAGCUUCUUUGAUUCCCAGCAACAAUCCAUCAUCAGCUGCUGCGACUGCGCAAAUGCCAGUCUCCACGGGCAGGGCAGCUUUGUCUUCUGCUUCUGUGAUACAUGAUGCUUCAACGCCUUCUCAAGGGUGGAGACAGGAACAAGCGGCAGCUUCUAGUGCUUCCUUAGAGCAACCAAGCCAUCUUCCACAGCAUUUAGGUCAACAAUUUAGUAGUCAGGCACCACUCAACUCUCAUUUUCCGGCGUAUCCUAACAUUCCAAGUGGACAAGAUCCUUCUACACAACCUAUUGUUGGUAGUACACAAAUUCAGAACCCUGCUCUAAACAUGCCAGAGGCUCCAUUUAUUCCGACUAGACCUUCAAAUAAUUAUACAAUGCCACCACAAGGUGGCCAAUUUGCUGGCACCCAGAGCAAUCAACAGUAUCAGUUCGAUUCUUCUUUGACUUCUCACAGCAACUAUGGCAUGUUACAGACAACAAAUGCGGCUGGUGUGUUCAACCAACCAGUUCAGCAGCAGUUAAGACCCACUUCAUCUGCUCAUGAUCACACUGGAAAUCUGCCCCAGCCCCAAAGUGCCAUUCCGCCUACUCAAGGGCAACACCCACAACCUGUUCUGUCUGGUUCAGGUCAGGGUACAUCAGAUGGUGAUGCUGAUAAGAACCAAAGGUACCAGUCAACCCUUCAGUUUGCUGCCAGCUUACUCCUGCAACUUCAACAACAGCAGCAAGCGAGCGCUCAAGCUGUGCAAGGACCUGGAAAUCAACAUUGAAAAAUGUUCUUAUGUGACAGGUGAAGCUUGGAGUUAUUUUCACCAUAUUCCUACUGGUGGGGACGUGGAAGCAGUCUAUUGUCGUGGUUUGCUAAUGUGUUGGAACCGGAAAUGGGAGUGCGAUCUACCUUCUACCGUGCAGCCCAAAGUCGAGAGAGGACGAAUGCAUCAUGAACGCCUUGUUGUUUUCUUUACCAAAAACAACUGAAUUAGUAAGCAGAGAGAGAUGUAUCGUAAGGACAAAGGGAGCCUAUCUGAUGAUGUGGUUUUAGGUUAAUAUGAACCGAACAUCCGUCUCAGAAUCUGUAUGGUGGUAAUUGCAGUUGCCUUAAGUGCUGUUGGUAAUAGUACUUGUUAUAUUCAUUGCUUUUUUAAUAUAUAUGUAUAUAGUUUUUCUACCGUCUAAAAUGAAAAAUCGUAUUUCU
This is a messenger RNA of Elaeis guineensis (African oil palm), 3646 nucleotides long. RefSeq names its product flowering time control protein FPA. The record is from RefSeq and is a predicted model, not a curated record. Gene Ontology annotation, molecular function: RNA binding. NCBI's taxonomy places the organism in Eukaryota, Viridiplantae, Streptophyta, Magnoliopsida, Arecales, Arecaceae.